Molecule: messenger RNA, 1476 nt
Organism: Closterium sp. Naga37s-1
Lineage: Eukaryota; Viridiplantae; Streptophyta; Zygnematophyceae; Desmidiales; Closteriaceae
Source: the annotation of a GenBank genome assembly
AUGCUCUAUGCACAUGUGGAACCGGCCGCACCAGCUGCACGUGAUGCGUUUUAUGCAUGCGUGGAGUCAGCAGCAGCAGCGCCAGCUGCACGGGAUGCGUUCUAUGCAUGCGUGGAGCCAGCAGCAGCAGCAGCAGCUGUGCAUUGCACGGGAUGCGUUCUAUGCAUGCGUGGAGCCAGCAGCAGCAGCAGCAGCUGUGCAUUGCACGGGAUGCGUUCUAUGCAUGCGUGGAGCCAGCAGCAGCAGCAGCAGCUGUGCAUUGUAAUUGGGCUCAAUCCCAUCCCCGCUCCGCACUCUUUCCCCCCCCCCCCAACACUUCCCCUUCCCGCCAUCUCCGUUCUGCAGGCACGGGAUGCGUUCUAUGCAUGCGUGGAGCCAGCAGCAGCAGCAGCAGCUGUGCAUUGUAAUUGGGCUCAAUCCCAUCCCCGCUCCGCACUCUUUCCCCCCCCCCCCCAACACUUCCCCUUCCCGCCAUCUCCGUUCUGCAGGCACGGGAUGCGUUCUAUGCAUGCGUGGAGCCAGCAGCAGCAGCAGCAGCUGUGCAUUGUAAUUGGGCUCAAUCCCAUCCCCGCUCCGCACUCUUUCCCCCCCCCCCCCCAACACUUCCCCUUCCCGCCAUCUCCGUUCUGCAGGCACGGGAUGCGUUCUAUGCAUGCGUGGAGCCAGCAGCAGCAGCAGCAGCAGCUGUGCAUUGUAAUUGGGCUCAAUCCCAUCCCCGCUCCGCACUCUUUCCCCCCCCCCCCCCAACACUUCCCCUUCCCGCCAUCUCCGUUCUGCAGGCACGGGAUGCGUUCUAUGCAUGCGUGGAGCCAGCAGCAGCAGCAGCAGCUGUGCAUUGUAAUUGGGCUCAAUCCCAUCCCCGCUCCGCACUCUUUCCCCCCCCCCCCCCCAACACUUCCCCUUCCCGCCAUCUCCGUUCUGCAGGCACGGGAUGCGUUCUAUGCAUGCGUGGAGCCAGCAGCAGCAGCAGCAGCUGUGCAUUGUAAUUGGGCUCAAUCCCAUCCCCGCUCCGCACUCUUUCCCCCCCCCCCCCCAACACUUCCCCUUCCCGCCAUCUCCGUUCUGCAGGCACGGGAUGCGUUCUAUGCAUGCGUGGAGCCAGCAGCAGCAGCAGCAGCUGUGCAUUGUAAUUGGGCUCAAUCCCAUCCCCGCUCCGCACUCUUUCCCCCCCCCCCCCCAACACUUCCCCUUCCCGCCAUCUCCGUUCUGCAGGCACGGGAUGCGUUCUAUGCAUGCGUGGAGCCAGCAGCAGCAGCAGCAGCUGUGCAUUGUAAUUGGGCUCAAUCCCAUCCCCGCUCCGCACUCUUUCCCCCCCCCCCCCCAACACUUCCCCUUCCCGCCAUCUCCGUUCUGCAGGCACGGGAUGCGUUCUAUGCAUGCGUGGAGCCAGCAGCAGCAGCAGCAGCUGUGCAUUGCACGGGAUGCGUUCUAUGCAUGCGUGGAGCCAGCAGCAGCAGCAGCAGCUGUGCAUUGUAA